Molecule: messenger RNA, 1631 nt
Organism: Spinacia oleracea (spinach)
Lineage: Eukaryota; Viridiplantae; Streptophyta; Magnoliopsida; Caryophyllales; Amaranthaceae
Product: probable receptor-like protein kinase At1g33260
Exons: 2
Coding region: 303-1379 (358 amino acids)
Biological process (GO): protein phosphorylation
Cellular component (GO): plasma membrane
Molecular function (GO): ATP binding; protein kinase activity
Source: RefSeq, a predicted model, not a curated record
UAAUUUUGUAUAUAUGGUGGUUAGUAUGUCUCCUUGUGUAUUUUUAUGCUCUCUCUAGCUCCUUCUUCUCUCCUUCUACUCUAUUUCCUUAAUCCUCCAUUUUUCCCACUAAUCAUGAUUACUCAAAUUAUCUUCUUAAUUAUCCUUUUCUCCUAGACAUAUAUAUAUACACACACACCAAAAUACUUCCCUUACUUUUAGGUCACUCUCACUAACUAUCAUUACAAGACUCAUAACUUAUAUAUAAGUGUUAAUAAUAUAACAAGGGUUGAUUCAUUUCUUGAUAUCUUCAUUUCAACAAGAUGGGUUUUCUCAUGGGUUGUUUUGGGUGUAAAUCGGGCUCACGGGCCAAAAAUGAUGACCGGGUCAACCCGGAAAGAGUGUCGGUUGAUGAUGAGGUGGUGAAGAGGUUUACAUGGGAAGAAAUAGAGAGAAUGACUAUGAAGUUUAAGGAGGUGAUUGGUGUAGGAGGUUAUAGUAAUGUGUACCUUGCUAAGUUCCCUAAUUCAUCAUUAUUAGGUGCUGUUAAGAUUUAUAAUAGUAGUGAGAGGCUUAAUCAAGUGUUUAAGAGUGAAUUAGAGAUUUCUCAAAAGCUUCAUCAUGCUAAUAUAGUCAAACUCCUUGGUUUCUGUGAUGAAAGAGAUGAAGGAGUACUAGUUUUCCAAUACGCACCAAAAGGAAACCUACAAGAAGCGUUACACCCUCGUAAUCAAAUCCCGUCUACAUCACCGCACAACAACACGUGCCAAAACCCAAAACCAAAACAACUCACGUGGAAACAGAGGAUUUCAAUAGCCUACCAAUUAGCCCAAUCACUAGAAUACCUCCACGAAAGUAGUGACGUCCACAUAGUCCAUGGUGACGUCAAAUCCUCAAACGUACUUUUAGACGAACACCUCAAUAUCAAGCUUUGCGAUUUCGGGUUCGCCAAAAUGGGCUUUUCGUCCAUGAUCAAGCCCGCUUCCUCGUCCCGUAUUGCAAUGAUGGGUUCACCGGGCUACAUUGACCCGCACUAUCUAAUGACAGGGAUUGCUUCAAAGAAGAACGAUGUUUACAGUUAUGGAGUUAUACUUUUGGAGCUUAUUACUGGGUUUGAGGCCUUUAUUGUUUCUCCAGAAGGGGAUAAACAGGUGCUUUUGACAACGAUUGUACGGACUAAAGAUAGUUUUGAUGUUGAGAAGUUGGUGAAAAUGGCGGAUUUGAGGAUUGUUGAAGAAGAUGAAGAUGAAGAUGAAGAGGGUUUUGAUAGGCAACAAGUUAAGGAUUUGGGUUUUAUUGCUAUGGAUUGUUUGCAUCAUUUGCCUAGUUUAAGGCCUUCUGCAUCUGAUAUUUGUAAGAUUUUUAGAGAAAAAUUCUGUUUUGACAAAGAUAAAUUUUGAGAAGAAUAAAUCACAGGAAAAAAAUUCAUGUAGGGAUAGGAAAAUUGUGUGUUGUAGUCUUGUAUAAAAGUAUAAAAUUUGCAACUCAGAAAACAAUCUCAUAACUUCAUAAGAGAUUUUUAGAUUAGAUAGAGGUUUCUAGGAGUACACAAGAACAGUUUGUUUGCAUUUUGGCGUGGUCUGGUCUGAUCUGGUUUAAUAUUGUGAAUUGAUUGUGAAAAGUUUUUGGUUUUUCUCCUUUUGAUUUUUUCA